Octopus sinensis (East Asian common octopus) is the source of this 2718-nucleotide messenger RNA. RefSeq lists its product as uncharacterized. NCBI's taxonomy places the organism in Eukaryota, Metazoa, Mollusca, Cephalopoda, Octopoda, Octopodidae. The record is from RefSeq and is a predicted model, not a curated record. The transcript has 7 exons. Bases 1066 to 2535 code for a protein of 489 amino acids.
UCCUUCUAUGAUUGUUCCAGUAGUGGUCAAUUGCUAGUGGUGUUAAAUCACCGUGGAUAAAAAAAAAAGCUAAAAUUGUCAGUCAAAAUCAGAACUUGUCAGACUUUUCGCAUGACUGGUCACCCACCCAUCAACAGAGUGGUCAGUGUUCUAACUAUGGUCAUUCUUUUUUUUACCAAUGGACAGUUGCUAGAGCGAACCAAUAAUUGAUUCAAGUGGACAAAAUAACCAAAACCCUUGGUCAAAAUCGAUAUUCAUUAACAUCAAAAGAUAAGUGGUCAGUUUUCUAUCUACAGUCAUUUCAUUGGUGGUCGGUGGUCAGUGGUCAGAGUGGACAUAAAUAGCAAGAACUACCAGUCAAAACCAGUAGUCAUUAGAGACUCUAGAGCAACUGGUCACCUAUCAAAAUAUUGGUCAGUAUUCCUUCUUCGGUCAUUCUAUCAAUGGUUAGUGGCCACAGUGUACAUAACAGUAAAAGCUAUCAGUCAAAACCAGUAGUCAUUAGAGACUCUAGAGCAACUGGUCACCUAUCAAAAUAUUGGUCAGUAUUCCUUCUUCGGUCAUUCCAUCAAUGGUUAGUGGCCACAGUGGACAUAACAGUAAAAGCUAUCAGUCAAAAUCUACAGUCAUCAGAGAUUAUACAAUAACUGGUCAGCCAGCGAAAGAUUGGUCAAUGUUCUUUCUUUGGUCAUUCCAUCAGUGGCGGUCACUUAUCAGAGUUGCCAGAGUGCACAAUUCAACUGGAUACAAUAACGAGAUUAUCGGUACUACUGACCAAUAACCACCAGGUAUUUCAAAUUGACCGAUCAUCCGACAACAAACUGACCGGUUUUCCAUCUUCUGUCCUUCGAUCCCUCUGUCCUUCUGUCAAUGGACAGUCGCUAGGGUGACCCAGCGUUCACUCUGUGGAUAAAAAUAACCAAAACUGUGUCUGACAUAUCGGAGUGACCGGUCAUAGAGAAAACAGACUAGUGGUCAGUUUUCUUGUUGACCUGCCUUCAGCCACUGUUGUACCAACUAUUUCAUUUAACUGACCAUCAUAGGUCAGUCAGUGCUGCAGAGAAGAUGCACAUACUACAUGCAUUGCGCUUGCUUCACAACAGUUGCAUUCUGGUCUGGGUAUUGUUACAAGCAACAGGUCAUUAUUACCCUGUUUCGGCAAAUUGUAGGGGUUACAGGACCAACACCCUCAGUACUAACCUGUACGAACGCAAACUGUUCAACUUCCUGUGGGUGAUGCGCAAGUGUGGACCAGGUCUGGUGUGGAAACAGCCCCUAUGCCAAUGCGUUCGACCGAAACUGCUGCAGGGGGAACGCGGCGGCACUGGCAUUCGUGGUCGAGGUCAAGGUGACAAUGGGGGAAAUAUUCGGGGGUGUCCCGAUCGACCCCCUAUAUUGACGUCAUCAGCCAACAGGUCCCCUUCGACAUCGACAUUUACGCCUGCUUCCACUUCCAUUACCGCAGUUUUCUUCACCUCAUCAUCUUCUCCGUCAUCAUCCGUUGCUGUUCCCGCUUCAUCUACUUCGGUGACAAGAGCCACGGGCCGUCGCCCUGCAACAGACAGUACUGGGAACUUGUCUAGGACGACUGCAGCCGCCGCCACCUGGAAUCGAACUUCCAGCCUGCCGUCUUCAAGGUCACCACCACUCAACAUUGGGAUACCCUGUUGGCAGUACCGGCCCCACAAUAGCAGUAGAUUCAUGUUCCAACAGCGGUCGGCUAAAGGGACUUGGAUCGACAGACAUUGUGCCCCGUCGACUCGCUGGUCACAACGACUCUGUACGUGUUUCUUCAGUGAACAAAAUGAUCAAAGUCGCCGCCUAGAAUCUACCUGUGAACAUCUUCUGUAUUUACCGUUCACCACUGACCUCCAAGAUCAUUCACCUCAACAUCUUUAUAUCGAACAAUCUCACUACCGUGGCAUUCGGUUGAUGAACACCACCACCAAUAACAAUAACAACCAUGACCACCACCACCACCACGGAGCUGUGUUCGAUGGUAAAACAUACCUGAGGCUUCCAUAUUUCAACACCAAUUCAUUGGGCCAAAACACGAACAUCAAGUUCAGUUUCAAACCCAGCCGACAGCAGUUUGUGAGAGGGGGCAAUAGUGAUGGCAGAGAUGGAAGUAGAAGCCGAGCGGACACUGAAAAGGUCAGUCUGGUGUCCAACGGAUGUGGACAGAAGCCAAGUAGCCUUCAUAUUAUCUAUGACAGGAGACAGAAUGAGAUACUGCUCAUGUUGAAGUCUGCAAAUGGUGUGCCCACAUGGCAUCGAUGCCUUGUGGUUGAUAAGAUCAGAAACCAUUGGAUCCAAGUUGAGAUUGAAAUCUGCAGUUCUUCCUUCGAAAUCAUUGUAAACGACGUUACCUGUAGAAAUGGUGCACUUCCAGGAUCAUUAGCCGUCCAGAAAUGUGACCUCAUUUUAGGGGCUGACCUUUACACUGGCACUGUCACCUCGGAACAGCAGAAAACCUCUCCAUUUACAGGAAUUCUUCAAAAUGUGAACAUCAGUCGCGGUUGCGGAUGUGUUUGAUGACACGAGACAAGACAAGAGGAGCUGAGACAUACGGACAGACAGAUACCCAUCAUCAGUCAUCCAUGAAGCAGAAAGGAAGUUAGGGGGGAGGGAGGAAUCAGGAGGGUGGGUCGAUCGAGCGAAAGAGGUGGGAGAUUUAUAUAGUUGUGGGGCGAGUGGGAGGAAAUUAAGUAAUUAAUU